AUUGCAGCUGAUGCAAGGCGAUUGCGCAGUACUAACGACCAGCAGCACUGCUCUGGCGAUGUACACGCAGUUGAAGAUCAUGCUUGCAGAAAGGGGCAACAAGCCACCAUGGUAGGGGAAGUAACACUGUCAGAAGUAAAGAGCGGCGUUAACAAGAACAGAAUUUUGCCUUUAACGUGAAACAAAGUCCAGUGUGCACAGUGUAUGGUUACUGUGGAGUAUAUCGGCUGUUCUGAUGUUCUUGGCCUGAGAGGCAUUUGCGCUGGAAGCCAACGAAUUGUCAACACUACUUUUUUGAUAUCAUCGCAGAACCUCAAAAAUCUGGAAUACAUGAUGAAAUUUAAGCCCAACCAGACUAGGACUUAUGACGGCGAAGGCUUUAAAAAGCGAGCCGCCUGCUUGUGCUUUAAAAACGAUCGAGAAGACGAGGUUUUGUUAGUGAGCAGCAGUCGGCACCCAGACCAAUGGAUCGUUCCCGGAGGAGGGAUGGAGCCCGAAGAGGAGCCGUGUGGAGCAGCCGUACGGGAAGUUUAUGAGGAGGCUGGUGUAAAGGGUACCCUUGGAAGGCUACUGGGAGUAUUUGAGCAGAACCAGGACAGUAAACACAGGACCUAUGUGUACGUACUCACAGUCACAGAAACACUGGAGGACUGGGAGGACUCAGUCAACAUUGGGAGGAAGCGAAAGUGGUUUAAGAUUGACGAGGCCAUCCGAGUGCUCCAGUGUCAUAAACCUGUCCAUGCCGAGUACCUCCGCAAGCUGAAACCCCGCUGUGGCCCGAACAACGGCAACCCACAGGAGCACGUUGCCCCCGACGACAACACUCCGCAACAUCACACACCUACACAAGACUGUGGACUAACCCGUGUACACAGAUAAAAAUUGCCACUAGGGGGCGUCGAGACAUAAUUACGCUUUGGGAGGUUCUCCUACAUGGACUCAAGGAAACAAUUUUUGCAUGGAUCGUUUCAGUGUUUACUAUUUUCAACCUUUUUAUUCUUAAAAAAAAAAAAAGAAAGAAAAUAAAACAACCAACAAGCCAAAAGCAAGAUGAGAGGACUUAAAAUUUUCAGUCAAGCUUGUAGUUUCUAUAGACUUUUCCAGAAUCAUUUUUGGAACAAUGCUUACUGACUGAGAAAU
Chanos chanos (milkfish) is the source of this 1140-nucleotide messenger RNA. RefSeq names its product nudix (nucleoside diphosphate linked moiety X)-type motif 4a (gene nudt4a). Gene Ontology annotation, cellular component: nucleus; cytoplasm. The record is from RefSeq and is a predicted model, not a curated record. NCBI's taxonomy places the organism in Eukaryota, Metazoa, Chordata, Actinopteri, Gonorynchiformes, Chanidae. The transcript has 5 exons. Gene Ontology annotation, biological process: diadenosine hexaphosphate catabolic process; diadenosine pentaphosphate catabolic process; adenosine 5'-(hexahydrogen pentaphosphate) catabolic process. Gene Ontology annotation, molecular function: diphosphoinositol-polyphosphate diphosphatase activity; bis(5'-adenosyl)-hexaphosphatase activity; bis(5'-adenosyl)-pentaphosphatase activity. The coding region runs from base 205 to 879 and encodes 224 amino acids.